Galleria mellonella (greater wax moth) is the source of this 4669-nucleotide messenger RNA. Its product is annotated as transcription initiation factor TFIID subunit 6-like. Bases 235 to 2283 code for a protein of 682 amino acids. NCBI's taxonomy places the organism in Eukaryota, Metazoa, Arthropoda, Insecta, Lepidoptera, Pyralidae. The record is from RefSeq and is a predicted model, not a curated record. Gene Ontology annotation, cellular component: SLIK (SAGA-like) complex; SAGA complex; transcription factor TFIID complex. Gene Ontology annotation, molecular function: RNA polymerase II general transcription initiation factor activity; protein heterodimerization activity; transcription coactivator activity. The transcript has 12 exons. Gene Ontology annotation, biological process: RNA polymerase II preinitiation complex assembly; transcription initiation at RNA polymerase II promoter.
AUUUCAAUUCAUUCAUUUAGCUAUACUGUAAGCAGUGUUUUACUUAUCUUCUUUUAUUUUAAACUAAUUAAAAAUAUAUAUAAGGAGAAUAGUGAUUUUUAGACACUAUAUUUAAUUGAAUAAUAAACUGUUUUGUCAAUAAACAAUUUGUGGAUAGUAGAGACAUUUUUUUUCUGUUGAUACUGAAGGAACAAAUACUACAUUAAAUGAAAUAUAUCAUUGUAAAUAAAUAAAAUGGGCGAUUCGGAUUUUGUGUACGGAUCGUCUUUAUCUAUUGAUUCUAUGAAAGUUAUCGCAGAAAGUAUUGGAAUAGGCAGUCUCGGAGACGAUGCCGCUAAAGAAUUGGCAGAUGAUGUUACCUACCGUCUCAAAGUUAUCCUACAAGAUGCUAUGAAAUUUAUGCACCACUCUAAACGACAGAAGUUAUCCAUCACCGAUAUAGAUCACACUAUAAAAUCCAAGAAUAUUGAGCCACAAUAUGGAUUCUUACAACCAGAUUCAUUACCAUUUAGAUUUGCAUCCGGUGGUGGCAGAGAACUUCACUUUAUUGAGGAGAAAGAAAUUGAUCUAUCAGAAAUAUUAUCAGCUCCCCCACCAAAGGUACCAUUGGAUGUAUCAGUGAGAACACAUUGGUUAAGUGUGGAUGGAGUGCAGCCGACAGUACCAGAAAAUCCUCCACCACUGACAAAGGAAAUACAAAAACUUGAAUCUGUUGAUCCAAUCAGUAAACUCAAUAAGCCCACAAAUAAGGAUGCUGCAGGUAAACCAAUGUGUGGCAAAGCAGCUAGAUUGAAAGCCUCAGAAUCAGUACAUGUAAAACAGCUGGCGACCCAUGAGCUUAGUGUCGAACAGCAAUUAUAUUACAAGGAGAUUACAGAAGCUUGUGUGGGCAGUGAUGAAGGCCGUAGAGCGGAGGCACUGCAGUCCUUAGCGUGUGACCCUGGACUUCAUGAGAUGUUACCAAGAAUGUGCACUUUUAUCUCGGAAGGUGUGAAAGUAAAUGUAGUGCAAAAUAAUUUGGCUCUACUGAUUUAUCUAAUGAGAAUGGUGAAAGCUUUGCUCGAUAACCAGUCACUUUAUCUAGAAAAAUAUUUACACGAACUGAUUCCGUCCGUGUCAACGUGUAUCGUGUCGCGGCAGCUCUGCUUGCGACCUGAAAUGGACAACCACUGGGCGCUGCGUGACUUCGCCUCGCGACUCAUGGCUCAAAUCUGCAAAACUUUUAACACUUCUACCAAUAAUUUGCAGACCAGGGUGACUAGAUUAUUUGCCAAAGCUCUGCAGUGUCCGUCACAAACGAACAAUGAAAAUGGAGUGGGGCCGUCUAUGGUCACGACUAUGAAGGAAUCAGAGAAAACACCUCUUGCAUCACUAUAUGGUGCAGUUCAAGGAUUAGCUGAACUAGGUCCAGAGGUUGUGAAGGUGUUUAUUCUGCCACGCGUCCGGUGGUUGGGCGAGCGCGUGGAGGGCGCACUGAGUGGCCUGGGCGGCGCUGACCGACAGGCGGCCGGCAACCUCAAACAACAACUGCUCAAAGUGUUGGCGCCCGUCGUCCGCCAGUUACGCCAGCCGCCCGACCUACCUGAAGAAUACAAGCGCGACUACGGCUACCUGGGGCCAAGCCUGGUGCAGAUGGUGGCGAAGCAGCGGUCGUCGCCGGCGGGCGGCGGCGGCGGAGGCGCCGUGGCGGUGGUCACGUGCACGCCGCCGCUCGUGCCCUCCGCGCCCUCGCCCUCGCCCUCACCCUCGCCCUUGCAAUCACACUCGCACACUUUUUCCACCAAAACUGUUGAGACUGUAGCGACCCGUAACGUGGUGAUUAGCGCGUCACCCACACCGCAGUCGCCGGCUCCUGCUACGCCGCCGCCACAAAAAUUUGUAAUAGUCGCCUCGCAGCAAAAACCUCCACAGGCUCAACCAGCGAGCGGAGCCAGCCACAUCGUAGUGCAUAGCUCGCAGCCAGCCAUCGUCCGGAGUCAAAAUGUUCAGUCUGUGGUGGUGACGAGCGGGCCGGCUGGCGCGGCGCCGCCGCAGAAGGUGGUGGUGGUGGGAAUGCCGCCGCAGGCCGCCCCGCCUGCUUCCUCCGCCCCCGCCUCCGCCGCGCACCCCUCACACCCCCCGCUCGUCCAAACCGCAUCUCACCCGCCCGCUGUCGCCUCUUCCGCCAGCCAGGUCAGUCAGGCUCCAGUGUCGGUGGUGGCAAAGCCGGUGUUCACCCGCGGCGGCGGCGGCGGCGCCCCGCAACCCCCGCCAGAGCUCGACGACUUGUCGCACCUCGCCUGACGGCCGCGCCCCCUAAACGUCACCAUUAUCAAGCAGUACACUAGGAAAAAGUCGCAAUAAUACCCACAGCUUUUCCUGCAUGCAUUUGCGUGUAUUUAAUGGAGAUCCAUGACUUGCAUAAGAUUUGUUUAUAAUAUAAAUAUUUUUUUAAGACAUACAUUGUGUAACUGGCUAGAUAACCUCUGAAAAAGCAUAUACAUUUUUAUAUGUUAUAUGUAUUAAUACUGAAUGGUGCUGCACUUGAUAUAUUGUUGCAUCAACUGAUCCUAUGGACUCAUUGAUAUACUCCAUUAAAAUUACAAAACAUUACUGUUCAUUUUAAUGAUAUUUAUCGCAUUAAUAUUAUAAAUUUUUGUACAUAAAUUCAAAAUUAAUUGUAAUUUGUGUUAAUGACAAGUAAAUAAAAUUACAUCGUCAAACCACAUUUCUUUGUACUUGGAUACUGUUGUGUUCCAAUAUAUUAUUUUUUUUUAUAUUAAGAUACUAAAUACUUAUAUAUCAUUCCGAAAAUAAUAUAAACACAUCGCACCUUUAGAAAUGAAGUGAUUCAACUCAGAAUGUUACUUUUUAAGUGUUAUGAUAGUAUAGAAUGAACCUGGGGGAAUAAUCUAAUGUAGUAAUUAAAAAUUAUCCCUUUUUAGUCUAGAUAAAGAGAUAUAAACUGUUCUGUCUUUUCUAAUCAAUUAAUUUUCCGUACCCCUCCCGGAACCUUCAUCUUUAGUGAAGUGUCAUUCUUGACAACUCUUUUUAUAAUUUUUAGAGGCGCUUUCCAAUUGGGUUAGUUUAAUUCCUAUAUUUACAUAUACUGUGACGUUUUGUAUUGUUUGAGUAAUUUUUAAAAUAUAUAUUUUUUUUUUUUUUGGUGUCUGAUUUAUCAAUGAAUUAAUAUUUUAGUAAUCUACAUACUUUUAUCUAAGUUUUUAACUAUUUACAUACUUGUAUCUUAAUACCUUUUAAUAACAAAAAACUGUAUAAUCUAUUUUUUUUUAUGAUAUUUAUAAAACGAAUCUGAAUAUUUUAAAUAUAUAGCAAAGGUGUUGUCCUGAACUAUCAAUAGUAACAAAAUUAUUUGACUUCAAAUAAUUAUAUUAAGACUGAAUAGAAAAUAUUAUUAAAUUCAAGAAUCACAAUAUACAUUUUAUAAUUUUUUAAAAUUCAAGAUUCUUAAUUUUAAUAGAGUUAGUUCAAUUCUAAAGGUUCGACAUAUCAAUCAAAGCGAUAUUCGAUUUCGGUUAUCUUUACUUACUAAUAUAAUAAAAUUGUAACCAGACAAUGUCUACAUGGGCGAUAUUUAUGCAAAAUUAAUGUGAGGGGGUCUUAAUGAAACCAAUGCCAAAACAAUACGUUUUAGUAAUAUGGUCUGUUUCCAGCAACAUAAAAAACUACUGCACCAAAUUAGAUGCGAUUUUCAUCAUUGUAUUCCUAAUGGUUUAACUUAAAAAUACGUGUAGGUUUUAUCCUGGCACGCCAUAUAGAAUUGGUCUUUUUACUUAUAAAUACACGCGUACGAAGUGGCGGGCAAAAAGCUAAUCUAAAUAUAUAUUUUAACUAGAUUGAUUAGUUUUUUUUGUCUACGAUAUAGUCGCGGAUAAUAAUUAAAUUGUGUUCCAAAAAAACCCGGCUUCAAUUGUGGCAAGAAUAUAGACCAGAAGUUUAUAUUUAAAAACUAAAUUGCUGAACCAAUUUUGCUAAGAAAUUUAUGGGACCAAUUUGUAAGCAUAUCCUUUAAGAUAAAAAAGAAUUAUCCAAAUCGGUUUACAACUGACGGAGUUAUCAUGAAUUAUGAGGUGACAAACAUAAAAAAGAAAUUAAAAAAUACAACCGAAUUGAGAACCUUCUUCUUUUUGAAGUCGGUUAAAAAUAAAUACAAUUCGUUAUUUAAAUUUAUGUAAUAAGGUUCACUUAUAAUAUGAAUGGUAAAUAUAUAAAUACAUAUUAAAUUGAAAUCAUAUUUCGAACUUCUAAUAUUUUAGUAAUUUAACCUCCUAUAUUUUGCAAUAUGACUGAAUGAAGACUGUUGUAUACAGAAAAAUAUUUAUCGUUUAUAAAGAACGGGAAUUAACGUGGUCAUUUAGCUAAACUAUGAUAAUUUAACUGACUUAUCUCGAAGUUUCAAUUAGGUUACAUUGUCCGUGCUCACUAGUAGAGGAUGUAGCGCUGUCAUGGCUCCAUUUCCAAGGCAGAAGUUUUUUUUCUUCUAUUCACUCAUUUUCCACACAUCAUACAGAUCGUGUCAUAUAUCAUAGUUCACCUAAAUGAUCGCGUUAAUUCCCAUUUCUUAUAAACAAUAAAACGUGCAGCGUAAAAGUCUAAAUGUUAAUACAUUUUUCGUUGCAUUAAGAAUUAAGUAUCUCUUGAAGAUCAAUAUAUUAUGUUUAAACCAAAA